UACCGCAAUUACAGAGGGUUCUAGAUAGUGCUUACGAUCAUUUUUGGCUCCGUCAACAAUCUUGCUCACGGUUAUAAUUUUGGCGUCUCACGUGACGUAAAACUAGGACAGUUAUUCGUCGCUGUGUGGGAAGAAAUGGCGGUCGGAUUUAAAAAUGCAAAUUCUGGUGAUGGUCAACAGAAAUUUUAGUUUUAUGUUUGUGCAAAAAGACUAUUGAGACAGUCUCUUAAAAUAUUCUGGACUACAGAGAGUUGUCGAAGUAGCCCUGGGGUUCUCGGUAAAAUGUAGAACGCUGAUGGAUUACAUAUUGAGUAAAAAGCUCCAACUCUGGUUUCUGUGAGCAGUUCACUUGCAGUGUCGAGUUCACAGCACGGACGUGUGCUUCUUUGGCUUUCCAUAAUUAUAUUAGGUACAGCUGGUUUUGCAGAAAACAUGGCUAGAUAUCAAUUUGGCAAUCACUGUGACUUAAUUUGCGGCAGUAUUUGAUCAUAUCAGCACUUGUUUUAUUUACAAAUUAAGGCAAAUACCCGUUUCAUUUGUUAUUUUGAAAAACGCCGUCAAAACAAUAUAACGUUAUGUAGUCUAUAGACCUUAAAGCUUAUUUAUUUAAGCAUGUUUUAUUAUUUUUGCCGUUGUAAAAGUGUGGUUUAAUAAUUGAGCUUGAUGGACAUUCUAAAAGCUCGUCAUUAUCAUAAUCCAAAAAAUAAUUCUCGCUUAUUUAAUUUUAUUUUUUUGCUGGACCGCAAGGCGAAUGCAGUACAGUUGGCUAUCGCUGCAUGUGGUCAUGAGGCCAGGCGACCGUCCAGAAGCUCUCCGACAGAUGAGGAAGCUCGGGUACUCAAUUCAGUCAGAUCUUCGCAAUCAGUUACAAUGUGCAGUCACGGUUUGCGACUCUCUCUUGCCCUGCUCUCUCUCGUUUCUGGCGCUGCGUCUGAAUACUCCACUAAGACCGACUCCGAUUACGAUUUCGGCGACUACCGAGGCAAGUGGUGUUUAGAUGAGCACGGGUUUGUAUACAACAUUGGGGAAAUCUAUUACCCCAGUCCCACGUCUUGCCCCUGCACCUGCACCAACGAUGGACCUCUUUGCGUGAAGCCCCAAUGCCCGCGGAUACACCCACGCUGCACGCGCAUCCGUUACCAGUCCUGCUGUCCAGUCUGCGAAGCUGUGGGCAAAGCGUGCGUGCACGCGGGCAAAACCUAUAAAGUCCUAGAGGAAUUCAAGCUGUCUCGGUGUGAGAAGUGCCGGUGUGCGGCCAACAGGCAGGUGUACUGCACGGUGUCUGAGUGCCCCGCCCUCCACUGCGUCAACCCCACAUACGAGCCCCACCACUGCUGCCCCGUCUGCAAGAGUGGGCCCAACUGCUUCGCGGGGAACACGGUGAUCCCGGCAGGGGUGCGGGUGGAGGUGGACGAGCACACGGUCUGCUUCUGCUCCUACAAGGACGGGACAUGGGAGACGCACCCCCAGGCCACCUGCGAGGAGCACAGGCCGCCCGAUGCCUCCGGCGGGACGUCCGAGCAGAUGGUGGAGGAGCGGCUCACACCCCCGCCGGACCUCAUCCCGUGAGGGAGGGGCACGGGCCUGGCACAGCUCCCCACGGUACCCCCUGCUGAUGGGACGGGGGUCUGCUAUCCCCCUCCCUGUACAUACCUGUCCCGUUGUGUGUUUAGAGAGUUAGCAGAGACUGCCCCUGUAGUAUAGGGGCGCUCUGUUCACAUGCACUCUCCUUGUAUGAUAUGGACUUUAAAUAUUAAAAUGUGCCCCUGUAAAUUUUUUUUUUUUUUUCAGAAAAUGGUGAGCAAACUGGUCAUAUAUUUAUUUGUAAUUUGCAGGACAGUAGUGUUUAAUGUUGACCUGUAGUGUUAUACAGUAACAUUAGUGAUUCCUUUUUAAUGAAAAUCAUAACUCCUGUGAUAUUCACAGAUUCUCUUGGUAUCCUGAGUCUUCUGAAUACAAACACUGAAUAUAAGCAGGAAAAGUAAAACUGAAAUGACAAGAGUACGUUGGCAUGAUCAGUUGAAACUUAUUGCAUUUACCGUGUAUAAUGUCUCUCCUUGCAAGUCCUGUCUGUGAUUUUUUUUUUUUUUUUUGUUGAAGUACAAAGCCUGUAGCUUUGCUUUUAAUAAACGUACAUUUAACUUUA
This is a messenger RNA of Anguilla rostrata (American eel), 2146 nucleotides long. Its product is annotated as von Willebrand factor C domain-containing protein 2-like. Gene Ontology annotation, biological process: negative regulation of BMP signaling pathway. The record is from RefSeq and is a predicted model, not a curated record. Gene Ontology annotation, cellular component: AMPA glutamate receptor complex. Bases 664 to 1569 code for a protein of 301 amino acids. The transcript has 3 exons. Gene Ontology annotation, molecular function: protein binding. Lineage: Eukaryota; Metazoa; Chordata; Actinopteri; Anguilliformes; Anguillidae.